CUUUUUUUCUUUGUGUGUAGAUAAUUACCAUGUCUGAAUCAACCAUUGCUGCUACAUCAUCUCAUAAAGAGACAUUAAAGUGUUUGAUAGUAGAUACGAAUGCUAUUAUUAAUGGUACAACACUUGGAAACUUGGCUGAAGAAUACUAUACUUGUCCAGAAGUGCUCAAUGAAGUAAGAAGUGCUCAUUCUAGAGAGUUUUUGACUAGAUUACCCUUCGAAUUAAAACUGUUGAACCCUUCUGAAGAAUCUAUGAAAGCAGUUAUCGAAUUUUCCAAAAAGACAGGCGACUAUGGUGUGCUUUCUGUUCCUGACUUGAAAGUGCUUGCUCUUACAUACACUCUCGAGAAAAGAGAGAAUGGUGAUGCUAAUAUUCGCAAAGAACCGCUUGUGACAAGGCCUACAGGUACUCUUCCAAGUGCACCACCACCAAGAUCAUAUAUCAAAAACCCUGCUCCAGCCAAGGUUGUCGAUGAAGAUGGUUGGGAAGUAUCUAUCCCCAAGAAGAAAUCAAACAAGAAAUAUAAUGUUGGUCAAAUCACAAAAACAGUACAACAAUUAAAUAUCAAUGAUAAGGAAACUGUAAAAUAUGAAGCCACGGCAAAGAAGGAAGAAACACAGACAGAAGAAAAAGCGGAAGAUGAAACUAAAAAGGUUAAAGAAGAGACGAUCGAGGCUAAACAGGAGUCAGAUCAUGCUGAGCAACCUGAGUUAUCAACAGAUAUUCCUUUGACUGAAGAAGAGGAUGAAGACGACGGUGAAUGGAUCACACCCGAAAACGUAGAUCAGUACAAGGCAGCUGAGAUUGGCGUGACUCCUGAAGAAUUGAAACAAGCAGAGACGAUGAAAGUGGGUUGUAUGACAGCUGAUUUUGCCAUGCAAAACGUCCUGUUGCAGAUGAAUUUGAAUCUAGUCUCUCCUGGUGGAUAUCGAGUUAAAAAGAUUAGAAAUUCAGUGAUGAGAUGUCAUGCUUGCUUCACAGUAACGAGUGAUAUGGAAAAGAAAUUUUGUCCAAAAUGUGGAAAUGCUACACUUCAACGUGUGACAUGCAGUACGAACAGCAAAGGAGAGAUUCAGUAUCAUUUAAAAAAGAAUUAUCAAUACAACUUGAGAGGCACUAAAUAUGAUAUUCCUCGUCCAAAGGGUGGGCGUAAAGCUAAUAACAUUGUUUUGAGAGAAGAUCAACGUGAAUAUAUCAAAGCAAAUCAAUUUAAAAAGAAGAAAGCUUUAGUAGACAUGUUUGAUCCCGAUUUCAUUCCUUUAUACGGAAAGACGAAUACAAGGGAAGUGACAAAUAAUAUGUUUGGUACAGAUGUCAUUGGCUUUGGACGAAGAAAUCCAAAUGCUUAUAAAAAGAAGAAAUAAAGAAAGACAAUAGAUUUAAUAAACUCUCAUAACACUGCUCACGGGUAUCAAAGCUUUAGUCAACAUCAACUUAAUAAUCGUGGGUAAAUCUCGCAUAGAUAUCGGAGUUGUGCGCUGGCUAUUUACAAGACAAUUCAUGAUUCCCUUUAUAUUUCAAGGAUGUAAACUGAUCCAAAUAGUGUUAUAAGAUAUUCUUAGAGUUAGAAUACCUGUCUUUUAUAGAUUGUUUAUUUUUAUAAAGAAGCAG
Messenger RNA from Rhizopus microsporus ATCC 52813, 1611 nucleotides. RefSeq lists its product as uncharacterized. The transcript has 4 exons. Gene Ontology annotation, molecular function: RNA endonuclease activity. Gene Ontology annotation, cellular component: preribosome, small subunit precursor. The record is from RefSeq and is a predicted model, not a curated record. Bases 30 to 1364 code for a protein of 444 amino acids. Gene Ontology annotation, biological process: maturation of SSU-rRNA; ribosomal small subunit biogenesis. Lineage: Eukaryota; Fungi; Mucoromycota; Mucoromycetes; Mucorales; Rhizopodaceae.